Copidosoma floridanum is the source of this 2702-nucleotide messenger RNA. It is a transcript of the gene lace, whose product is annotated as serine palmitoyltransferase long chain base subunit. The record is from RefSeq and is a predicted model, not a curated record. NCBI's taxonomy places the organism in Eukaryota, Metazoa, Arthropoda, Insecta, Hymenoptera, Encyrtidae. Gene Ontology annotation, biological process: sphingosine biosynthetic process; ceramide biosynthetic process. Gene Ontology annotation, cellular component: serine palmitoyltransferase complex. Gene Ontology annotation, molecular function: serine C-palmitoyltransferase activity; pyridoxal phosphate binding.
UGCAGUGGAAGAAAGCGCGAGCCAACGACUUGGGCUGAAAAAAUUUUCUCGCGGGACAAGUUGGCCCCUUCGUUGAGCCACCCGCGCGGGUACAGAGACAGGUAUCAAUAAAAACGAGGAGCCGGUAAAGACGCCAGGGGGUGACGGUGAGCUGCUGCGGUGCCAAAGAGGGUGACCACCGGAGUGGCGCGGUCGGCAUGGCCUCGGCGACGAUGACGACGACCACCGGCACGACCCUCGAGCACCCGAGCCAACAGAGCACGCGUCGGCUCAAUGGCUACGCGGGACCCCUCAACGGACACCCCAGGCCUGCCUACUACGACGAGAGGGAAAAAACGAGGGACGAGGGAGCGAGGAAUUGCACAUUAAAGUCGCCACAGUACAAAGAGCUCUACGAAAAAGUUCCCUUCAUCACGGCUGCCCUCACUCACUUUGGCUUUUACGUACUCAUGUUCUUAGGAUUUGUAAACCAAUUACUUUUUACGCCAAACGUAGCCAAAGAGCAAAAUAGAAAGGGGUAUGCGCCGCUUUACGAGAAUUUCGAAAAGUUUUACCUGAACUACGUCUACAGGCGAAUAAAAGACUGCUGGAACAGGCCAAUUUGUUCGGUGCCCGGGGCAACUGUAACCCUGAAAGAUCGCGUAACCCCCGACCACGGGUGGACGUUUAAAUUCACGGGCACCAAGACCGAGUGCAUAAAUCUCGGUUCGUACAACUACCUUGGAUUCGCCGAGUCGUCGGGGCUGUGCGCCCAAGAGAGCAUAAACGCAUUAAAACAGUACGGCUGCGCUGGUUGCAGCAGCAGACUAGAAUUAGGAAGCAUGCCGAUACAUGAUGAGCUGGAAAAACUCACGGCGAGAUUUUUGGGGGUCGAGGAUGCCAUAGUUUUCGGCAUGGGCUUUGCCACGAACGCCUUGAACCUGCCAUCCUUGAUAUCCCGGGGUUGUCUCGUUUUGAGUGACGAGAAAAAUCACGCCUCCCUCAUUCUGGGCUUGCGACUUUCGGGCGCCACGACUCGGGUUUUCAAGCACAACGAUGUCAAGCAUUUGGAAGAGUGCCUGAAGAGAGCCAUUUCGAGCGGACAGCCGGGGACCGGGGAGUCGUGGAAAAAAAUUGUCAUAGUUGUCGAAGGUAUUUACUCGAUGGAGGGUACCAUCGUUCGUCUCCCCGAGAUGCUCAGGCUAAAGAAAAAGUACAAGGCGUACAUCUAUUUGGAUGAGGCACACAGUACCGGGGCAAUGGGAAAGCGUGGACGAGGAGUGUGCGACUAUUACGGCGUCGAUCCCAAAGAAGUUGACAUUCUCAUGGGCACAUUUACCAAGAGUUUUGGAUCAGCUGGCGGUUACAUAGCAGGAACGAAGGUGUUGAUCAAUCACUUGAGAAUACACAGCCACGCGCACACUUAUGCGGUAGCUAUGGCACCUCCGAUUGCUCAACAAAUUAUCACGUCGAUGAAGAUAAUUGCCGGUGAGGAUGGCACAGAUGCCGGCAAGAAAAAAAUAAAGCAGCUGGCGAGAAAUACGAGGUAUUUCCGACGUCGGUUGAAUCAGAUCGGUGUGAUUAUUUAUGGAAACAACGAUUCUCCCAUUGUGCCGAUGCUUGUGUACCUGUACUCAAAAAUCGGUUCUGUGGUACGAAUCCUGACAACACGGAAUAUAGCCACAGUAGGGGUCGGUUUUCCUGCCACGCCACUAAUGGAAGGAAGAAUACGAUUCUGCUUGUCAGCAGCUCAUACCAAAGAGCAGCUUGAUUAUGUAUUGAAUAACAUUGAGGACAUUUCCAACGUGCUUGGAUUGAAAUACUCUAAAAAGCUACGUGAUCCCGACUCGAUAGAGUAUUACUCAGAUAGCGAGACAGAAUGACCUAUCUUACAAUGAAGGAGGAUCACAGAGAUUAGCAUUUUUUGUCAAUGACAAUUACAUACUGAAAAUGUUCAUGCCUGGUGUACGCAUUGAGUCGUACCUAGAAUUAGCGCGUGGAUUCGAGAUUUUUUGCAUGAAGUUGAGGGUAAUAACAAUAAUUCAUGGUAGUGCAACUGUUUGACAUACAGUUCGUGAUAGAUAGACCAAUUUGAUAAUAAUUCUUCGCAUCUGGACUCUUUGGUCUACAUAGUAUACACCAUUCAAACGAAUAUACACUUUUUUAGGAUAUAGACACCUACUGUGAAACAAAGAUAACAAUUGAAAUUUGUUUCUACCAUGCAAUAAAUACAAUGUAAUGCAGCAAAACGAGCACUGAUAAUCUGUUUAAUUACACAUCGCGCAGUAAUUAAAAAGUAAGAUGAUUUCCUGUAUCAGCAAAUCAAUAAAGUUCUUAGAAUGAUAGAGGGGGGGAACUUAAAUCUCUAUAGAAACUUAACGAUUGUUUCAUAUUUUUUUUAUUAUCAUGUGUUCGAAAUAGGAACAAAUGUUUAAUAAUACUUAUAUUUUGUAAAAAGGAUAGAGAACUAGUUUACAUAAAUUAGAAUAUGCAUAGCUCAUACCCUAAUUCAUCAAUCUACUGUAUGCGCACAAGUCAUUAUGCAAUAAUUUCAAAUAAAAGGAAAGAAAAGUUAUUUCACACAAGCCUUUGCUAGUAUCAACUCACGUAUUGCGAAAAUAUCUUUUAAUUACACCCUAUACCAGUACAUACACGUAGGUUGAUUUUUGUAAUAAUUGUUCGAACAAAAUUCUUGUGUGAAAUAUAUUAAUAUUGAAUUAUCA